Messenger RNA from Gasterosteus aculeatus aculeatus (three-spined stickleback), 1759 nucleotides. Its product is annotated as V-type proton ATPase subunit d 1. Gene Ontology annotation, molecular function: proton-transporting ATPase activity, rotational mechanism. Gene Ontology annotation, cellular component: proton-transporting V-type ATPase, V0 domain. The record is from RefSeq and is a predicted model, not a curated record. Gene Ontology annotation, biological process: proton transmembrane transport. Lineage: Eukaryota; Metazoa; Chordata; Actinopteri; Perciformes; Gasterosteidae.
GUGUCCCGGUCAGCUGAUGCUAACGCUAGCAGCCCGGACGGACGGUUUAGCAGCAGGGACGGAUCUGACGGUCAGCCAGGAUGCCUUUCUCCGAGCUAUACUUCAACGUCGAUAACGGCUACCUGGAGGGGCUGGUCAGAGGGUUUAAAGCCGGAAUCUUGUCCCAGGCGGAUUAUUUAAACCUCGUUCAGUGUGAGACUCUGGAAGACCUGAAGCUGCACCUGCAGAGCACCGACUACGGCAGCUUCCUGGCCAACGAGGCGUCUCCGCUCACCGUGUCCGUCAUCGACGACAAGCUCAAGGAGAAGAUGGUGGUGGAGUUUCGCCACAUGAGGAACCAGUCGUACGAGCCGCUGGCCAGCUUCAUGGACUUCAUCACGUACAGCUACAUGAUCGAUAACGUCAUCCUGCUGAUCACCGGCACCCUGCACCAGCGGGCCAUCUCCGAGCUGGUGCCCAAGUGUCACCCGCUGGGCAGCUUCGAGCAGAUGGAGGCGGUCAACAUCGCCCAGACCCCCGCCGAGCUCUACAACGCCAUCCUGGUGGACACGCCCCUCGCUGCGUUCUUCCAGGACUGCAUCUCUGAGCAGGACUUGGACGAGAUGAACAUUGAAAUAAUCCGUAACACACUGUAUAAGGCUUACCUGGAGGCUUUUUAUAAGUUCUGCUCCAACCUCGGAGGAACCACGGCCGACACCAUGUGUCCCAUCCUGGAGUUCGAGGCGGACAGGCGCGCCUUCAUCAUCACCAUCAACUCGUUCGGCACCGAGCUGUCCAAGGAGGACCGCGCCAAGCUCUUCCCCCACUGCGGCAAGCUUUACCCAGAAGGCCUUGCUCAGCUGGCCCGGGCGGACGACUACGAUCAGGUCAAGAUCGUCGCCGACUUCUACCCGGAGUACAAGCUGCUGUUUGAAGGAGCCGGCAGCAACCCAGGCGACAAAACGCUGGAGGACCGUUUCUUCGAGCACGAGGUGAAGCUGAACAAGCUGGCCUUCCUCAACCAGUUCCACUUCAGCGUGUUCUACGCCUACGUCAAGCUGAAGGAGCAGGAGUGCAGGAACAUCGUGUGGAUCGCCGAGUGCAUCGCCCAGCGGCACCGCGCCAAGAUCGACAACUACAUCCCCAUCUUUUGAGGCUCCGCCUUCUUCCUCCUCAUGUCAUCGUUGUCCUUGAGCGGCGUCUCCGGUCUCCCUUCGAUGUGUCACAUUCUGACAGUCUGAUGCUAAAUCUUGUGCAUUCUUUCGCUGGCUGGUGUAAAUUGUUUUCUAUGGUAUUUUCUGCUGCAGCGAGAGUUUCGUUUUGGGCUCAAAACACUUUGAACGCCGCCGUCUUCUUCUUAAAGACACAGAAAGUGAACAUAUCGCAGAAAUGAAACAUUCCGCUGCUCAUCACCAGUAUUUAUUUCUGUUGUAGUGCUUCCUUCUGUCAGCAUGUCUGGUCAUAACUGUGCCCCCCGUCUGCUGUCUUAACUAUAUUGUUGUUAGAUAUCCGUAAAAGCAGCAGGUGCCCCCCCCCCCCCCCCGGUUAGUGUAAAUGAACGUGCUGGAAUGAGGUGAAAUCUUGAGUAUACGACCGGCUUAAUGUUUAAACUAUACAAAGAUAUAUAGAUAUUUAAAGAUGAUUCUAUGAUUUUACUUCUGCUGUAAAAAGAAAAAAAGAGUUGGAUUUGUUUGUGUUUCUUACUCGUGGAACGUGUUCUGUAAAUGUGAUGAAGAAAUAAAUGGACUCAGCUGCUCUGAUGCAGGUCUGGAAGAACUGA